Molecule: messenger RNA, 1614 nt
Organism: Malassezia sympodialis ATCC 42132
Lineage: Eukaryota; Fungi; Basidiomycota; Malasseziomycetes; Malasseziales; Malasseziaceae
Source: the annotation of a RefSeq genome assembly
GCUAACCUUGCCCGCACCGCUGCGGUCCCUACCGCUCGUCGCGCCGCCCCGGCUCUUGCCACCGCCGUCCGCAACUAUGCGACGGCCAAGGCUGCUGCCUCGGAGGUGAGCUCGAUCCUCGAGCAGCGCAUUUCGGGUGCCUCGUCGAACUUCGACGUCGAGGAGACCGGCCGUGUGCUCGCUAUUGGUGACGGUAUUGCCCGUGUCUACGGUCUCCGUAACAUUAUGGCCGAGGAGAUGGUUGAGUUCUCGUCGGGUAUUCGCGGUAUGGCUCUUAACCUGGAGCCUGACAACGUCGGUGUCACCGUCUUUGGUUCGGACGCUCUGAUUCGUGAGGGUGACAUUGUCAAGCGUACCGGACAGAUCGUCGAUGUUCCUGUCGGUCCUGAGCUGCUUGGCCGUGUCAUUGAUGCUCUGGGCAACCCUAUUGACGGCAAGGGCCCCAUCGAGGCGAAGGAGCGCCGCCGUGCCCAGGUUAAGGCUCCUGGUAUUCUCCCUCGUCGCUCGGUGCACGAGCCCAUGCAGACUGGUCUCAAGCCCGUCGAUGCCAUGGUGCCCAUUGGCCGUGGUCAGCGUGAGCUGAUCAUUGGUGACCGUCAGACUGGUAAGACUGCUGUCGCCCUCGACACUAUCCUUAACCAGCGCCGCUGGAACGACGGUAAGGAGGAGUCGAAGAAGCUCUACUGUAUCUACGUUGCUGUGGGUCAGAAGCGCUCGACCGUUGCUCAGCUUGUCCAGACCCUCGAGCAGAACGAUGCUCUGAAGUACUCGGUCAUUGUGGCCGCUACCGCUUCGGACGCUGCUCCUCUGCAGUACCUUGCUCCCUUCACUGGUUGCUCUAUCGGUGAGUGGUUCCGUGACAACGGCAAGCACGCCCUGAUUGUGUACGAUGACUUGUCGAAGCAGGCCGUUGCCUACCGUCAGAUGUCGCUGCUGCUCCGUCGUCCCCCUGGUCGUGAGGCCUACCCCGGUGACGUUUUCUACCUGCACUCGCGUCUCCUUGAGCGUGCUGCUAAGAUGAACGAGAAGGAAGGUGCUGGCUCUCUCACUGCUCUGCCUAUCAUUGAGACCCAGGGUGGUGACGUGUCGGCCUUCAUUCCCACCAACGUCAUUUCGAUCACCGACGGUCAGAUUUUCCUGGAGUCGGAGCUCUUCUUCAAGGGUAUCCGUCCUGCCGUCAACGUUGGUCUGUCGGUGUCGCGUGUCGGUUCGGCUGCCCAGACCAAGAUUUACAAGUCUGUCGCCGGUUCGCUCAAGCUCUACCUGGCUCAGUACCGUGAGCUGGCUGCUUUCGCCCAGUUCGGUUCGGACCUUGACGCCUCGACCCGCUACACCCUCAACCGUGGUGCGCGUCUGACCGAGCUUCUCAAGCAGCGCCAGUACAACCCCAUGGCUACUGAGAUCCAGGUGCCUAUUAUCUACGCCGGUAUCAAGGGUCUGCUUGACGAAGUUCCCGUCGAGAAGAUCGUUGAAUGGGAGGCUUCGUACCGUGAGGAGCUUGCUUCGCAGAACGACCUCAUUUCCGAGAUCAGCAAGGGUGUGAUGACCCCUGAGGUUGAGGAGAAGAUCGCUAACUCUAUCAAGGCUAGCGUCUCGUCGUUCCUGGGCAACUAA